AUUCACUCACACACUCACACUCCCACACAUACACAGUUACACAGACAUUUUACUCGCUCUGCCUCUCUAUCUCUCUCAGUCUCACUCCCUCAGCCACCGUAUCGCUCAUACCGCUCAUUCCCUUUCUCUUUUUCGAGCUUGGUUGAGCACCUGUUGUAAUACCCGCAACAUAUUUCUAUUGUAAAGUUUCAAAUCUACUAUAAAUUAUUUUAUAUAUUUAAUCCCGCACGAAAAUAAAACCAUAGAGGGAGUUUGAAAGAUGAAAAUCUAGUUUUUUUUCCCCCAAACAAGUUUACCACGAAGCGAUUUAAAAACUAGAAUGACGGGAGAAUACCUACCGAUGCCCGGCUUCUGUCCGGGGUUAAGGAUUAAGGACUAUUCUUGUUUUAUAUGGGCUAAACUAAUGGAACCUGCUGAUGGACUUUUGGAUAAUUAUGAUUAUAAUAUUAUUGGCAAUGAGAGUUCAGGGCCAUUGACUGACUCCUAUGACAUGAUGGAUAAUGAUAUGUCUGACUACGAGAAUCUUUUAACGGAUACUAUUGAAGUGAAAACGACAAGAAUUUGUAAUAUUUAUUUUUUACCUUGCUUAGCCUUAAUCGGACUUAUUGGUAAUAGUAUGCUAAUGACUGUCUAUCCCAGCUUAUCUCGAAUAGUCUCUUCUACUUAUUUAUAUCUUAUGGCAUCUUGUCCUGCGGAUAUUGCUAUAAUUCUAGUCAGAUUGGUGAAUGAAUGGUUAGCUAAAGCCUUUUAUUUGGAUACAAAUGUCCUAAUAUUGAUAAAAGCCCAAGCGGCAUGUAAAGUUUAUCCUUUGGUUUUUAAUUUUUUCUUCUAUAUGGGAAGAUGGAGUCUUUUACUGGCAGUUGCCGACGGAGCCAUAAGAUCAUGCGGGCGUCAUCCACCAGCUAAUUCUUUACACUCAUGUCGAGCUGUACUUUAUCUGUUUACAGUCCUUUUCAUCUUCCUUAAUGGUCAUUACUUCUGGUCGUUUCACCUUACUAUAAAUAGAAUGAGAACUCAAUUUCAGUGUCAUUUUACACAAAAUUUCUCGGGAGCCCAGCAAAUCAGCAGUUUUCCCGAUCUUAUUUGGCCAAUAGUCGAUUUUCUAGUUGGUGACCUCAUACCACUUUUUGUUGUACUAGGAGGGUCAUUCAUAAUUCUUUAUAAAAGAUGCAGGGGCAAGGAUGCUCCUCUUAGAACGUAUAAACACAGCGCAAGACCAUUGGGUGUGUACGAAUUACAAAUUCUACUUGCGUCAAUUGGACUUUCUCACGUUAUCUUGAAUUCUCCAAAAAUAUGCUAUACAAUUCUAAAAUACUAUUCGGAGAAUUAUAGCGCAAAUACAGAUAGCGAAGAUUUGGUCAAGUUAAUUCAUUCAGUAGCAACAACUUGCGAAGGCGUUUACUUUUCGCUUAAAUUUUUUAUCGUGUUAGCAAGUAGCGGGGUAUUUCGAGCAGUCUUUAGACAAAUGGUUAUUGUAACGACAACUUUAAAAAUGCUUCGUAGAAUCAGACAUCCAAGAGCUCGAUCAGCAGAAGAAGAUGCUUUCAUAGAAGUUUCCUCUCAAGAUAAAUGGUACGAACCAUAUCAAGCUUGAAUAUUCAACAAAAAAGUAGAACUAUUAUUACAAGAAAAGAAUAGCCAUGAAAAAAAAACAGAAAGAGACAGAUAAGUGACGAAGAGGAGGAAAAAGAAAAUGAAUAAUCAAGAAAACUGAUCAGAAUAUCAUAUAUUUAUUUUCUCUCUAUUUUGAUAUCUAACU
Dimorphilus gyrociliatus is the source of this 1759-nucleotide messenger RNA. Lineage: Eukaryota; Metazoa; Annelida; Polychaeta; Dinophilidae. The record is from the annotation of a GenBank genome assembly.